Messenger RNA from Mangifera indica (mango), 1649 nucleotides. Its product is annotated as G-type lectin S-receptor-like serine/threonine-protein kinase SD2-5. Lineage: Eukaryota; Viridiplantae; Streptophyta; Magnoliopsida; Sapindales; Anacardiaceae. The transcript is spliced from 2 exons. The record is from RefSeq and is a predicted model, not a curated record. The coding region runs from base 88 to 1518 and encodes 476 amino acids.
UGGGAUUUAGGAAAGUUCUCAACACAGUACGUUCAUGUCUACCUUUUCCUUCACUUUCUUCCCUUCCAUUUCCGCCGGAAAUUCCUGAUGCACGGCGAACCCACCUGCCGGAAAAACCCAACUUUAUGUUCAUCCUUCUUGCUUGGUUUUCUCAUUGUUUUCUUAUUGAGUUUUCGCCAUGGAUGUUGCAAAUCAGAUAUUCAUACUGGAUACAGGUUAACGCUUGCUGUACCUGUUGAAUAUACUGUAGGAUUCAUUGGGAGAGCUUUUCUGAUUGAAAGCAAUCAAAUGGCACCAAAUUUUAAAACUGCAUUGAGUGUUGAAGCUGUUAAUGGGAAAUACUCUUGUUCUUUGCAAGUUUUUCUUGGAGAUGUCAAGGUGUGGAACUCUGGGCAUUAUUCGCAUUUUUAUGUGUCAGAAAAAUGUGUCCUUGAAUUGACUCAAGCCGGGGAUUUAAAGCUAAAAGGUCCAAAGAACAGAGUUGGGUGGCGAACUGGGACUUCAAGACAAGGUGUGGAGAGAUUGCAGAUUCUUAAGACUGGUAAUUUGGUUUUAUUGGAUGCUUUGAAUCUUAUAAAGUGGCAAAGUUUCAAUUUUCCAACUGAUGUAAUACUUUGGGGGCAGAGCUUAAAUCUGGCCACUCGCUUAACUUCUUUCCCCACCAACUCAACAGAAUUCUACACAUUUGAAAUUCAAUAUGAUAAAAUUGCUUUAUACCUUCAUUCAGGUAAGUGGAACUAUUCUUACUGGGAAUUUAAGCCUUCUAAGAACAGAAACAUCACCUAUAUUGUUUUGGGUUCAAAAGGCUUAGAGGUUUACAAUGACAAAGCUAAAAAAAUAGCCCAGAUUUUUUCAUCUCAACAAUUAGACCCCUUGAGAUUUUUAGCAUUGGGAAAUAAAACAGGAAAUUUUGGACUGUAUUAUUUCUCAGAAGAUGAUUAUAAUUUUAAGGCAGCAUUUCAAGCCAUUAACGACACUUGUGAUCUUCCCCUGGCCUGUAAACCUUGUGACAUAUGUACUUUCUCCAAUACUUGUUCAUCUAUUCACCUGUUAACACAAAAACACAAGAAAAAUUCUGGGUGUGGUGAAGGAGCUCCUGGAGAAGUGUUAUGUGGAAGAGAUAAGGUUGAGAUGCUUGAAUUCCAUGGAGUUACAAGUGUACUAAAAGAUGCUCCUAGAAGGGUUAAUGUUAGCAAGGAUUUAUGUGCAAAUUUGUGCAUAGAUGAUUGUGAAUGUGUUGCUGCAUUGUAUUCUUCUGAUACAAAAGAAUGCAAAAUUUAUGGAGUGGUUAUUGGGGUAAAGCAAUUUGAGGGGGGAAAUGGAUUGAGUUAUAUGGUAAAGGUUCAGAAAGGAAUACAUACCAGUCAUGGCAAGUCAAAUUUGAAAAAAUGGGUUAUGAUCUUGGUGGGGGUGGUUGAUGGUCUGAUUAUUCUUCUUGUUUUUGGAGGGCUGGCCUACUAUUUGAUUCAGAAAAGAAGAAAGAAGUUAUUGGCUACUGGCAACAACAAUACUUCUUGAAAGUUGGCAGCAUUAAAAUUUUUUUUUUGGGUUAUUUACAGGGCUAAGAGAGCAUUUUUUGUUUUUUUGUUAAUUUUAUACUUACUGAUGUUCAUAGAAAAGAGUUAUGAAGUUCAACAUUUUUGAAGUUA